AUGCGCCAGUUUCCGCAGUCCGCGAACCGUCCAAAGACCCAGCACGGCGCGACCUCAAAGGCCGCUUCACCUCAACCUAGACUGCGCAGGACGCAUGAGCGUUCUUUCGCUCCAACACGCCGAUUCCUAGCUAUUCGAUGGCUCGAUCGCGCAGUACCACUCGAACCACUCGACGAGGUUGACUCCAGAUCUGACGGUAUUUCCGCGACGCAACCUCUACAUGGCCUGAGCGCAGGCGGAAUUGGCGUCUGGAUGAUGGACCUGGUGGACGCGAUACAAGCAACAAGCGCAGGAGGGAGAGGGGUGGACGAUCCCCCCUUUCAAGGUCCACCACAGCGUCUGAAAGCACGGGCUAGAUUCGGCAAGAGAUGGCGUGUCUACAUCGUCAACCAGCGAAGAGGGACACAAAAACCACAACAGGACUUUGUAGCGGAAAUGGAUCCUUUGAAUAGGUCGCCGCAGUAA
Sphaerulina musiva SO2202 is the source of this 465-nucleotide messenger RNA. RefSeq lists its product as uncharacterized. The transcript has 3 exons. Bases 1 to 465 code for a protein of 154 amino acids. NCBI's taxonomy places the organism in Eukaryota, Fungi, Ascomycota, Dothideomycetes, Mycosphaerellales, Mycosphaerellaceae. The record is from RefSeq and is a predicted model, not a curated record.